CCGAGGAACCUUCAGGUACAGUAUCUGCGAGAGCCAUUGCCUUAUUUCUACCCAUUCUUUCCUAUUUGUAUUCCUAACGCCACAAACCUUCUUCGCUGCCAUAUGAUCAUUCUUAAAUCAUGAAAAUAGUCACAUUUUCUGACAAAUCUUCAUUUUAUUCCACAGGAGCAAAGAUUUCAAAACUCCAAAAACUCGGCAGAAGGAUCUCCAGCAUCUUUAGAUGUAGUAAGAGGGAUUCUAGCUGCAGUAAAAUUGUAGCCCAACCCAUUGUCCCAGGACAAUGUGGUUCUUCAGAGGCUACACGCAAACUGUAUGAGGAACACAUACAGGAUACAGAGAGACAGACAAGAGAGAAAGAAGUGAGUGUAAGAAGGAAAACUCUAGAUGAAGAAGCUCGAGAAGAAGCAAAGAUAUUUGCGAUGCAGCAGAGACUGCGAAAUCUAGAGAAAGAGAGAUGGAAAAUUCUUGAGGAAGAUUUCCAAAAGCAAGCCAAGAUGGAGGCUAUGCAACAUAAACUGAGACAUGUGCUACUUAAGGAAAGAAUAAAAGUUCUAGAGAAACAAACGGAAGAGGUAGCCAAUACUCAGAUAAUGAAGCGCAAACUGAAAAAUGUGCUACUUUGGGAAAAAACAAAAAUUGAAAAUAAAGAAGCCCAAAAAGAAGCCCAUGGAUUGAUACUUAAGCGCAAACUGAACAAUGUGCUACUUUGGGAAAAAUUCAAAAUUCAGAAUAAAGAAGCCCAAAAAGAAGCCCAUGGACUGAUACUGAAGCGCAAACUUAACAAUGUGCUUAUUUGGGAAAGAAUGAAAAUACAGAAGAAAGAAGAACAAAUGAAAUCCAAGAGACGGAUAUUGAAGAGCGAAGAGGAAAAUAUAUUAUUAUAUGAAAGAAUUUUAGAGAAAGAAGUCCUGGAAAAGGACCCUCAGAGCAUGGCAGCUUCUCCCAUCUCUUCUCCAGAAGCAGAUGGGGAGUCAGUAGGCAGCCAAAGGGCUGAGGCAGGAAGCCGUUACAUUAGUAACAGCUUUGAAAAGAAGAUAGAGAAGGCAAAUCGUAAGCAAUAUUUAUCUGACUUGCUUGUUCCUUACACACAUACACAGCAACAGUCCCAGGCUGGAGUCAUGUACUAAAUAUAUGUUAAGCUAAAUCUCUCAGAACAAUAUAUAUACUGUAUAUAAUUGUAUGGUUAGUGUAAGUACAGAGUUGGAAGACACUUAAGUCUGAACAUUCAUGUUAUCCCUUCAAUUCUCUAUGGUUAUUGGUUCCAAACUAGUGACUCCGAUCUCAACCAAUUGUUUUUUCUUUUUUUCUAAUCAGGAUCAUCAGAGGAACGUGUAACAUGUGAUUCUCCCAAUGAGUUGAGGAUAAAGACACAUUUCCAUGAUCUUAUAGAAAGAAUUGAUACUGCCCUGAACCAGACAGAGGUCGACACAAGGUUUGAGAGAAUUGCACCAUCUAUUGAGGACUUUCAGCUCCAAUCAAUUCUUGGUGACGGUUCAUUUGGAACAGUGUAUCGGGCACAAUACAGAAAAACAAAAGAGAUCGUUGCACUGAAGGCAAUAGAAAUGCACGACCUGAACAGCUACAAUACAUUUGGACAAAUUGUGCUAGAGCAGCGCAUCCUUAUGCUGGCGAAUAAGGAGAGGUGCCAUUUCCUAGUUGGAUUAUUCGCCUCCUUUCAGACAGAACAUCACGUCUGUUUUGCUAUGGACUAUGCUGAAGGGGGCGACUUGGUUUGCCAACUGGAUGAGGAUGGAAUAUCAGUAGAGAGAACUCAAUUUUAUGCAGCCUGCAUUGUACUUGGCCUGCAGUUCCUGCAUGAACAUAACAUCGCCCAUAGGGAUUUAAAACCAGAGAAUAUCCUAUUGGAUAGCGAUGGAUAUGCCAAGAUUGCAGACUAUGGACUCAGCAGAGAAGGAAUGACCUAUGACACCUUAGCCUACAGCGAAUGUGGAUCUCUGUAUUAUAUGGCCCCAGAAAUAUUCCGAGAGGGCUACUAUACAAGAUCCGUAGACUGGUGGUCGCUGGGCGUUAUUAUUUAUGAAAUGCUUGUUGGAAAUUUGCCCUUCCGAGGAAAGGAUGAAACUCGGACUAUUGCGAUGAUUACCAGUUCUGAGCCGACAUAUCCGGAACAUCUAACUGUGGAAUCCCGCAGUAUAUUAGUAAAUCUCCUGAACAAAACUCCACAUAAUCGCCUUGGAGCAGGAGAACACGGCGCUGAGGAUAUAAAGAACUCAGCUUUCUUCCAGGGAUUCGACUGGGAAGCUCUUAUGAAAAAACAAAUUCAGGCCCCAUUUAUUCCCAAGAGGAAUAGAACGGAAUCUUCUCAGCAAUCUAAAAAAUCCCUGGAACUGAAGCCAGACAUGAUCCCAGAACCAUUGUGGGAAGAAACCAAAUGGGCCUUAAAAGAACUUGAAUAUAUUGUGGAAACAUGAAAAGCAUAAAUGCCUAUAAAUAUGUGGCAUAAGAAUGACUUGAACACAUGGACCUCAAUGGGCCUGGAAUGAAGAAUCUUUUGGUGUUAUGGAGAAGAGGUGUUGGGGAUGGAAAUAAUUAACCAGGCCAGAAGUUUGCAUUGAGGUCCCUAGGUCCGUAUUCGAAGCUCCCGAGCUAUGGAUUAUUUACACUGAACUCGGGAACGGCGCAGACAAGAUGCAUCAUCUGAAUUCUUGUAACGCUACCAACCCUGGUGGUCUAGUGGGACGGGGGGGACCUCCUCCAUAGCCCACCGGGGGUAGGUACCAUUACAGAGAUCAGUAUAAAAUGAUCAAGAGGAGAAUACGACAGACGGGCCGAGAAUCCGGCAGUGAUAUGGACCAGGAGUGUUGGGGGCAACAAGUUGGAGCACCUAUGGCCCCUGGGUCACUAGUUUGUGCCACUGACUCAAAAACUACAAUAAUAUUAAAUAAAAAUACAUUGAAAAUUAGUAAAAUUAUUGUGGUCUGCCUUCUAUUUAUAUUUUAGGUAUAUUCU
Messenger RNA from Xenopus tropicalis (tropical clawed frog), 2970 nucleotides. RefSeq names its product serine/threonine-protein kinase N2-like. The record is from RefSeq and is a predicted model, not a curated record. Lineage: Eukaryota; Metazoa; Chordata; Amphibia; Anura; Pipidae. The transcript is spliced from 13 exons. Gene Ontology annotation, molecular function: kinase activity; protein kinase activity; protein serine/threonine kinase activity. The coding region runs from base 1563 to 2432 and encodes 289 amino acids.